Molecule: messenger RNA, 2270 nt
Organism: Cucumis sativus (cucumber)
Lineage: Eukaryota; Viridiplantae; Streptophyta; Magnoliopsida; Cucurbitales; Cucurbitaceae
Exons: 3
Coding region: 316-1845 (509 amino acids)
Source: RefSeq, a predicted model, not a curated record
CGCGCACACCGCUCCUUCUCUCUCCUCACUGCUUCAUUUCUCUCUCUAUCUGGGUGGAUUUUGGAGAACCGCAUCAUCGAGUUUUCUCCGCUGAAUUCGAAGAUUUAAACGCUUAACCAUAAGCUUCUUACGAGAACAAGAACAAGAAGAAGGAUUUUGAGUUUUGGAUUUUGAAGUUGAAGAUUGAAAGUUUUCGUUCGGGGGAGAAUUUGAUUCUCUUUUUGGUUUUGGUUUUGGUUUUGGUUUUGAUUUUGAUUUUGAAUCUUGGUUGGUGUUUUUCUUCUUCUUCUUUCAAUUGGGUUUUUUUCUUAUGUAAUGCAUCAGAAGAAAUCUGAAGUUCAGAUCGGAAAAGAAAGCAGCGGCGUCUCUUCCGAUUUCAAUCCAUCCCCUCCUCUUCUUUUCCCAUCUUCAAUCUCAAUUCAUCAGAAACAUCCCCCGCCGCAGUCUCAUAAUAAUAAUCAAUCUCAUCAAUCUUUUCUUUCGUUCACAACCCCUCAAAUCUUAAUUGAAACUCCUUCUCAUCAUGACCCGAUUGUGCCGUCGCCUUCAUCUUCUUCGUCUACUUCGCCUUAUAAGAGACCCCUUUUGACCCAUAAUCACUCUUCUCUCACUAAAUCUCCAACUCUUUAUCGUCUCCCUUCAGCCCCUCAAUUCAAUUCCGUCGAUCCUUCUUUCUUUUCUGUUUCUUUGGCCGUUCGGAGUGCCGCUUUCCGUUUGCUCCGUCGCCUCAAGCAGCUUCGUCGGCUUCGUGUUCAUUUGCGGUUGAUUCUUUUGUUUUCUCUACCCUUUUUCUAUUUCUUGGUUUCUCAUCCAACCCAUUCUUUUUUCCUUGAUUUUCUUUCGGCUUUUGCUUUCUCUGCUGCCCUUUUGUUCUCUCUUAAUCUCGCUGUUCCUCGCCUUCCCUCCAUACGUUUAUUCUUCGCUCGCUCCUUCCCUGUGAAGCUCAUUUCGUCAUCUGCAUCGUCUAGAACGCAUCUUCCGGUUUUUUGGUCAAUUGGGUCUCGGUCAAAAUCAGAGAAGAGAUUGAAUUCUGGUUGUUGGGUUCAGGUCUACAGUGAUGGCGAUGUUUAUGAGGGUGAGUUUCAUAAGGGCAAGUGUUCAGGUAGUGGUGUUUAUUAUUACUAUAUGAGUGGUAGAUAUGAAGGAGACUGGAUUGAUGGAAAAUAUGAUGGAUAUGGUGUUGAGACAUGGGCUAGAGGAAGCCGGUACCGUGGGCAGUACCGGCAGGGGCUACGGCACGGUUUUGGGAUGUAUAGGUUUUACACAGGCGAUGUUUAUGCCGGAGAAUGGUCUAAUGGGCAAAGCCAUGGGUGUGGAGUUCAUACCUGCGACGAUGGAAGCCGAUUCGUUGGGGAAUUCAAGUGGGGCGUCAAACAUGGGCUUGGUCAUUAUCAUUUCAGAAAUGGGGACACAUAUGCUGGUGAAUAUUUUGCCGAUAAAAUGCAUGGAUUUGGGGUUUAUCAAUUUGCUAACAAUGGACACCGCUACGAGGGGGCUUGGCAUGAAGGCAGAAGACAAGGACUUGGAAUGUAUACAUAUAGAAAUGGAGAAACCCAAUCCGGUCACUGGCAAAAUGGAGUUCUUGACAUUCCUAGCACUCAGAAUUCCACUUAUCCAGUGUCCCCCGUCGCAGUUUAUCAUUCCAAAGUACUGAAUGCAGUGCAGGAAGCAAGACGAGCGGCUGAGAAAGCCUACGAUGUGGGCAAAGUGGACGAAAGGGUUAACCGAGCAGUAGCAGCGGCUAAUAGAGCAGCCAAUGCAGCUAGAGUAGCAGCAAUCAAAGCAGUACAAAAGCAAAUGCAACGCGGCAGAAAUAACGACAAUAUGCCAGUUACAGUUGUUUGAGUCUCUUCAGCAGCAGUUCAUCAGUCAAUAACUUCAUAGGAAGGUUUGUUUGAUUCCUGUUCGGUUUCUUUUGUCUCUCCUUACUUUUUAGCUCAUGUGUUAAAGAGGAGGGAUCGGAUAUGGGAAACUGAAGAGGAGCUGAAAUAGCUAGAAUUGCUCUGCAUUAACAUUCUCUAAUGAGGGGAAAAAAGGGUGGGGGGGAGAGAGAGAGAGGAUAAAGUAUAUGCAUAUGAUAAACUAAUUUUACACUUUGUUCCAUUUUUGUAAAGAUGAGAGGAAGAGAGAAGGUAAGAUGAUGUGAAUGAAAUUACUGCUGGAAGCGGAUGAAAGUCUUAUCCCCAAAGCUAUGUUGUAUUUGAAUUUGCUGCUCUUUUUCUUCAUUACUAUAUAAAAUUGUCCAUACGUAGCCUGAUGUGACAAAAGUA